This is a messenger RNA of Branchiostoma floridae (Florida lancelet), 3874 nucleotides long. Its product is annotated as kin of IRRE-like protein 1. The record is from RefSeq and is a predicted model, not a curated record. Gene Ontology annotation, biological process: cell-cell adhesion. The coding region runs from base 1331 to 2443 and encodes 370 amino acids. Lineage: Eukaryota; Metazoa; Chordata; Leptocardii; Amphioxiformes; Branchiostomatidae. Gene Ontology annotation, cellular component: cell-cell junction. The transcript is spliced from 8 exons. Gene Ontology annotation, molecular function: cell adhesion molecule binding.
GAAAACAAACCCAGACGCAGAGGUGGUCGGGGUCACAUCCAGUCACGCUACCGAUAUUGUUCCCUUGGGAAGGGUACUUAACGCAAUGUCAACUUUCCUUUAUAUAUCUUCACUCAGGUGAAGAUGAGUACCUAGCUUAUGUCAUUAGCGUCACUCGGAUAGGGUGUUAAAUAGAGGUCCUUCAUAAUAACGUUUAUUGCAAAUUCUUGCCCGUGUGCUAAUUGCAGGUAACAUAAAAGAUACAACUCUAGAUCCUAGGUUAUUGGGUUCGACUCCGUCUAAAGUCUAGACAUGUAGGUAAAUUAGAUUAUUUUCGUCUAGACAUGUGGUUAGGCGCGUGUCUAGUAUUGAUGUAAAUAGCUUGGAAGGCAACUAGGUACUGAAAUUCCUCUGUAGUUGCCAGGUCGUCUUUUACCCCGCCUUUAUGAAUAGCAACAAUGUGGCUGUCACGCCAGUCUUGGGGAAAGUAACCGGAAGAUAAGAAUAUGUUAAACAGUUUCGCUAGCGGUUCUACGAGAAUAUGUGACGAACAUUUCAACAUCUCAUUACGAAUGAGGUCACCAUCUGAAGCUUUCCCGUUUUUCAGGUUAGAGAUAGCUUUUUUUUUAAUUGGAUCAUCCAAUGAAUUACAAUGUGUAUUUUGAAGCUUGUCUUCUGGAUUCAAUAGCUCUCUUUCUAUUUGAACUUCAAAUCAUUAGGUAAUUUAGGCAGGUUAGCGGUGAAAUCCUCGCCGUAAAGGCUACUAAAAUGGGAAUGUAGAAUUUCGUCGGAGAUUAUUUCAUUUGUAUUCUUAGAGUAAUGACCAAAAUGCUGAAGGGUUGGCCCCCGAGAACAAGUCAGUACGUGACACCUAUAGCAGGUGAGUUGUAUGAGUGUGGUAUGGGUGUAGUUCAAAUGGCUUCGGGAUUUGCAGUGACAAACCCGUCAGUGUGUGACACUCACGGCAGGUGAGUUGUAUGAGUGUGGUAUGGGUGUGGUUCAAAUCCCUUUGGGCAUUGCAGUGACAACACCCAAGUACGUGACACUUACGACAGGUGAGUGUAUGCAUGGGUGUGGUUCAAAUGCCUUUGGGAUUUGCGGUGACAAAACAGUCAGUACGCGACACUCACGGCAGGUAUUUUCUCGUCGCAGACGUCCACAAAUUCUGUCUGACCUAGCGUAGAUUUUAUUAUUUUUAGUACAGAUUUGAAGGCUCAACGUCAUCAACUGUAAACAAAUCCGGAGUGUUCUGGACGCACCAUUGCCGUUUGUCAACACAAGGAUUACGUUUCUGCUUCGCUAGUGGAUUGUUCAUCCAGAAACGACUACACUGGAGUUGGCUGUCGUCAACAUGUUUACAUAUGUGAACGCGUGCUGUCUUUUUGCGUUCGUGAAGUUUGCCAUCAUUUCACAAGCCGUGGGGCAGUUAAUUAUAUCAGGACCACCGUCGGCCGUUCUGCAAGGAGAAACGGUCAUAUUUCGCUGCAGCUACCCAGGCCGCGACCUGUCGCCAGAGGGCGCUGUUAGGUGGGAGGUGACCAGCCCGAACGGAGAGAUCAACAAUGUAACACUCGGUCAGACAGUUGAUCCAAACUACCCCGAGGCUCGCUAUAAGCUGUUUGGUAACGCAUCAGGAGGAGAAUAUAAUCUGCAAAUAGUAAACGUGACACGGGAGGAUGCGGGGAGGUACAGAUGUGCCAUCAAGGGUAUAAACCUGAUUGUAUAUACCGAAUUCAGUGUAGUAGUUCCAGUUCCGGAUCCCCCUACGUUGACUACUAUUCCGGACACGCCAUUGCAAGUCGGCCAAGAGCUGGUGUUGAGAUGUUCGUAUUCUGGAGGAUAUCCGGAACCACAACUGUCAUGGCACAACGGUACAGGCCCAAUUUUCAGCGACCAAUACCGCGAAGAAAUAGAACUAAACACAGGACCGAAUGGUGAACGCACGGUGGAAAGUACCAUUUAUUUCCGGAACAACGUGACCAAGUACGACAACGGUGUGAACGUCAGCUGUAGAGUGAGCCAAUCAGAAGACCCAUUCACCUUUGUGAAGGAAUCCUGGAAAGUUCUGACUGUCCACUACCCUCCGACUGUAGUUGUUCCCAGGGAACAGGUGAGAGUCUUCAAAGGUGAAUCUGCAUCCUUGACCUGCCAAGUCGACAGCAACCCUGCUGCAACCAUCACAUGGACCAAGCUUAACAGUACUCUACUUCAGGGCAAUCUUGCCAACGGAAACCAAACUCUCAUCAUCCCUGGCGCAUCCCAACAACACGCAGGGACAUACCAGUGCUCUGCGGAAAACGUUUUGCCUCCAAAAGCUGUCGGGACUGUACAAGUUUUUGUGGAUGUUAAACCUUAUGAUACGUACACUCGUGACGUCGCUAUCAUCACCAUCUCCGUGGUUGCUGCUGUGAUUCUAGCGGCAAUAGUUGUAGUCGCCAUCAUCAUGGUAAACAGAAAGGGGUGAAUCUAAUAUCUAAUCUAAUCUAAUCGAAACUUGGCACAAAAAGUUUGGUAUACUAUCUUCAAUUGAUCAUAUUUCUGUUGUUUCUGCGUCAGCUUCAAUGUAUUAUACAUCUAUAGAAAGAUUUUCUUUCCAAUUAUCAAACAGACAUCACUGACACGCGCAAAUACCAACAGGACGAUAAUGUUGAACAGAAUCAGGGAAAUUUGAGCCCUCUUUUGGUGACCCACUCACGUAAGCAGGCCUAUUUCGUGUUCCAUGAGUUAAUAUUUGAUUGUGAUAAUAAUAUUUUUGAUGCCAUAGGAAAGGGAAUCACACAAGCUUUCUAUUAAUUGAUAUAUAACACAUUGAAAUUUAUGCAAAAUAACGGAAAUAUGAUAAACCAAAGUUGGUAUUCUAAACUUUAUGUGCCGAGUAUACCUGUUGUGUCGGCUGAAGUUUAAAAACCUCCUUUGGAGUCAUAUAAAAGUGGCUUUUAGGAAGAACGAACAAGCAAAUUUUAUGUACUUUUUCACACAUUCUGUAGAUGAUACACUGAAAUUCACCGUAUUUCAUUGUAAACUGUCUUUGCACCCUGUUGUAUAUCUUGAGGCGUUGAACCUUCUUACCUUGAGGUCCAAUCACAAUAGGCAAGAAACUGUGUUCUGAUACAUCCAUUAUUUGUUUUGACUCAUUUUUUGUUGUCCGUACAAAGCAAUUACUACUAAUUGAUGAUAGUUGAAUGUUUGCACUCAACGUGUGAUUGUUUUAUCAAGGUGUUAUCGAUCUAAAUAUAUAUAUACAUGUACAUGGCAAACUUACCAAUACACCAAAUAGGCUCCUUGCAAAAAGUGUAAGUGUUGAUCACUUCGGGCUCAGGCCUGAAUCAAUAUUUUGAUAUACACCAACUUAUACCCAAAUACCAUUACACCGGCCACUUCCGUUAAAACGGACAGGCAUGCAGCCACUUGUUCAUUGGUCUUUCUGAAAAUUGGCAUUCUAUCAUUGGUUAAACAGUUGAACUGAUAAUUGUGAAGGACAGUCACUAUGGGUCUAAUGUAACAUCAGAUCCUGUUCACUGAACAGAAAAGGGAUCCUCAGGCAACAUUUCAUAUCAGACUGGUUUCAAACUGGUUAAGUGGAAUCGAAUCUCAUUGCAGCCUGGGGUCAGGGGUCAGGGUCAGUGUAUGCACGUGUUACGCAUAGUCAUAAUAUUGACAAAUGUUGUUAUAUAUUCCGUUGUAUACUAUGUUACACCAUGUAUAUUUUAUCUUUUUAUGUACUUAUAUCAUUGUUAUUGAUAAGUAUCACGAAGUUGUUAAAUUGCAUUUGUGUUGUCUCUGCUUUUGUCAGCAAGGCUAGCCCUUUGUAAUAGCCACCGGUUGGCUAGUUGGGCAGCCCUAGCUGUGUAUGUCCCAUGCAGAAUAAUGAAAAUUAAAGGUGGUGUGUAUAAGA